Messenger RNA from Drosophila rhopaloa, 1279 nucleotides. Its product is annotated as beta-1,3-galactosyltransferase 1. The transcript is spliced from 2 exons. NCBI's taxonomy places the organism in Eukaryota, Metazoa, Arthropoda, Insecta, Diptera, Drosophilidae. Gene Ontology annotation, cellular component: membrane. The record is from RefSeq and is a predicted model, not a curated record. The coding region runs from base 1 to 1260 and encodes 419 amino acids. Gene Ontology annotation, molecular function: hexosyltransferase activity.
AUGAUUCAAUUCAUGAGGCCAUUACGACGAUUGCGUAUCCAUCUUCCAAGGACAUUGCGACUUCGCCGAUACAAAUUAAUCCUGGUCCUUAUUUUUGUGCUAUUUUUCUUCUACCGGGAUCAAUUCAUGAAACACAUGGAGGAUAACGAUAGACAGGCUGAUCUGCCCGGUUGGGAACGCGAAAAACCACUGAAAAUAAGCUAUUAUCUGGAUCAGAAGAAAGACACAGCACUUAUAGAGCCCCAAGGUUUCUGCAAGAGCAAAACUUUCCUGAUCAUUGCCGUUUGCUCCAGCUUGGACCACUUUGCUCAACGGCAGAUCAUCCGGGAAACCUGGGGAAAUACCAAAGAGUUUAACUAUGAAGCAUUUGAGAAACUUCAUUAUCACCUUAAAGGAAAAUACCUGCCUAUAAUGCCAAGUCGCGUGAGGCUGUACGCCGAGUAUCUGAGUGGAUUCGGUAAAUCAUUGACCGCCAAGGUACAGAUUUUGUUCAUCGUGGGACGAGCUAGGACUGAGUCCCAGAGGGAAUGUGAAAAGUUAUCUUUAGAGGCGAAUCAAUACAACGAUAUUCUUCAGGAAAACUUUGCGGACAGCUACAAUAACUUAACCCUUAAGACCGUAAUGGCUCUGAAGUACAUAAGCCAAAGAUGCUCGAGUACAUCCGCCUUCAUACUCAAGUGCGACGAUGACAGCUUUAUAAAUGUGCCCAAUCUGCUGCACUUUCUGCUCGGCGGUACAAUCCCUUUGUAUACAGAUACGGUGGACUAUCACUUUCAAAACACUUAUAAAGUGAUGUCGCCAUGGAAUCGUUUUAACGCCAGCGGAGUAGUGAUGUAUGGCCACAAGUUCUGCAACAUGGAGGUCGACGUCGAUGUUAAGAGUCCCUGGUAUGUGCCUCAAUAUAUGUUCGAGGGGUUUAAGUACCCAGUGUAUCUGUCUGGAACCGGCUAUCUGCUCUCCAUUGAUGUGGUGCAGCGGCUGUACGAGGAAGCUCUGACCACAUCGCUUGUGCAUCUGGAGGACGUCUUUGUUACUGGUAUUUGUGCGGAGAAAGCGGGAAUCCAGCGGCACCAUCACCCUCUCUUCAACUACGUCCACGGGAAGCCACUGUGCAUCUUUAAGGGAACCAUUUCACUGCAUCCGAUGCCUGGGAACACAAUGUCGGAGGCCUGGGCUUUUGUAUCAAACUACAACAUAAAAUGUCCACCGCCAGAUAAACACUUUAUCAAAAAGCAAGUAACAAAGAAAGCACACUGCUAAGACUGAUUACAAUUAGAUU